AUGUAUGUACGACAUCUGCCGGACAAAUCACGGUCAGACUACAUGCCCUGGCAACAUCAGUUUUACACUGACGACAGAAAGGUAAUACAAUUUGGUUCACGUCAGGAAUCCAAUGUAAGAAUUGAUUGUCCUUUAAAGACCAAAAAAUAUUGUGGAGAUUUAAAAAAAAAAUGACGAUUUUCAGUCUCCGGUUAUUGAAUUUACAUUGAUGACUUAUUUUACUCUUUUAGGCAGCAGAAAUAAGAGCACAGCAUCGAGGUAACCCUGUAAGAUGGGACGAUAACGGUGAUAUGUACCUGACUUACACCGCGCCGGCCUUUCUUUCUCACCCAGUAACAGGAGAAAAAAUCUGGUUCAACCAAGCAACAAGUUACCACUGUACUUACUUGAAAGCACUGCCACAGUACAAAGGUUCUGAUCUUCCGGAUGAGAAAUAUCCCCAUCACACCUAUUAUGGAGACGGAAGUGACAUCGAACCGGAAAUUAAUUGA
Messenger RNA from Pocillopora meandrina, 491 nucleotides. Lineage: Eukaryota; Metazoa; Cnidaria; Anthozoa; Scleractinia; Pocilloporidae. The record is from the annotation of a GenBank genome assembly.